This is a messenger RNA of Zychaea mexicana, 1626 nucleotides long. RefSeq lists its product as uncharacterized. The transcript is spliced from 7 exons. NCBI's taxonomy places the organism in Eukaryota, Fungi, Mucoromycota, Mucoromycetes, Mucorales, Lichtheimiaceae. Gene Ontology annotation, molecular function: transcription coregulator activity. The record is from RefSeq and is a predicted model, not a curated record. Gene Ontology annotation, cellular component: mediator complex; core mediator complex. Gene Ontology annotation, biological process: regulation of transcription by RNA polymerase II. The coding region runs from base 67 to 1500 and encodes 477 amino acids.
CUGCAUUUCUAUCGAUAACUCACUCCUAUCUCGUAUUAUAAUAGCUUAUCAAUUGAUUUGCGUUUCAUGGCAAAACUGGACUCGCUCUGCCGUGCAUUCAUUACCAAUCGCAAAGUCGAGUCCCAACUUUUGCUCAGCUCUGUUACCUAUAUGUCACGACCACUGCUUAAGUCUCUACCUACUGCUGAAUCGCAAGUUCUAAAUCACCCUGCGGCCAACAAAAUGGAGGUUCUCUGUGUACCACAACGCGAGCUUUUGAAGGCCUGUGCAGCGCGUAAUGUCGACGACACUCAUACACAGCAUCCUGGUGGUGUUGGCAAGGAGAUACCGUUACAUGUCCGACCGUGGGUGGACAGAAUGACACCGCUCAUGUGGAACGACGUCCUGAUGCGUGCAUCUGGAUGGUGGGCCUGUGGACGAAACGAGUGCUUCGUUGUCAUGCAAGAUAGAUUUGACUGGAAGAAUAUACCACUGCCAAUUCAGGAUUUUAAUGCAGAUCACAUUUCAUUGGACAGACCUUCAAACGUCCUAUCUUUUACAUACACCGAGAUCGAUUCAUGCAUUGACAGAUUUCUGAUAGACUGGGAAAGGAUAUACAUGAUGGCAAACUUGGCUCGGCAAUCAUCGUCAAAAUGGCUGGAGAAGUACAAAGAACAGCUAGACUUUGACAGUUUCAACAUGCAAGAACUCAAGUUUACCUAUGGCAAGGAUUUUACUUGUGUCAUUCGCUGGGAUUCUCCAAACACUGGACGAGCACGACAGUACAUUAUCCAAGUUGGCAUGAAAGAGGAAUACGAGAAAGACACGAAAAAAGACACGGAAGCUCCUACAUUACUGCAUUUGUCAGUAACAAGAAACCCACAUUGGCGCGUAGCUUCGUUCCUACAAGAUAUUUUGAACGAUAAACGCGAUGUCGUAUAUCUCAUACAGGUGUUGUUCCAAACACUUCCGUUCAUGAUGUCUUUGGAAAAACUGGAGCUGCACAAUACGCUCAAGGGCUCCAUUGGUGAUCUUUCAAUCAUUCCACGUGCAGUUGAUUCGGUCCGCAUUAUAUAUGUAUCAAGACACGCAUUGGAUAUCUGGUUCACGAAUCCAAAUACCAUUUGCGUAUCUGACGCUGCAUUCCAACACAAACUCGCCUCACCAUUAUCGUCACGGCCCGAGAACACUGCAACACCACCUCAACCAUCACCGGCAGCUGCUUCUGGGCAACAACAGCAGCAGUCGGAUAAUCCCGAUGCCGUAAAACCUGUCAAAUUGUCACAAGAUUUCCAGAGAUUUAUACCGUUUGCAGAAUUUGAAGGCUUGUUGGGGGAGGUAGAGAGCUGGAUUUUCCAAGACGAUGAUGGCCAAGAAGAACCACGUUGUAUUCCACCCUCCGCAGAUGACUCAGAACCCACCGCAGUGCCGUUCAAACACGGUGUUAUUUGUUCUGCCUCACUGUGUCGCCAAGUCAUUUCCCAAUUAGGUUCGUUAAACCACGAUAAAAAGCAACAAUAAAAAGAAUCCAUCAAGGGCAACCAACACUCAUAUAGUAUCACUCCUUCUACAAACCAAAACCAUCACUGUAUCCUCUGUAUAAUAAUAAAAAACCCACAUACAUUUCAUCCAUCAUACUUCAACUGA